Messenger RNA from Exophiala dermatitidis NIH/UT8656, 789 nucleotides. RefSeq names its product lysophospholipase. The record is from RefSeq and is a predicted model, not a curated record. Lineage: Eukaryota; Fungi; Ascomycota; Eurotiomycetes; Chaetothyriales; Herpotrichiellaceae. The transcript has 3 exons. The coding region runs from base 1 to 789 and encodes 262 amino acids.
AUGCAUUCAUUCCUCGUCGCUCUCAGUGCCGCUGGCCUCGCCACCUUUGCUCAGGCAUACACCAAGCCCACUACGAACAGUUGGGGUCCUCUGCUCACACCAGAUUUGUCUCAGUCUGUUACCCAAGGCAAAGAAUUCAAAGUUACCUGGGAUCCUGAGAGCCACCCGACCGAGGGCGUGACGGUCAGCCUGGUCCUCUGCCACGGCCCCUCUAGCAACUGCGUUCCGCAAGAUACGGCGAUUGCUUCAGGCAUCCCGGCAGCCCAGAAGUCCUUCGACUGGAGUGUUCCAUGCAGCCUGGCUCCUGGCACCCAGAACACCGACACCGGAUAUGGCAUGUUGAUCAUUGUCGACGGCACUGGUGAAUUCCAAUACUCGACUCAAUUCUCCUGCCUCGAGAACAAGGCUUGCGCUAGCUCCAGCUCCACUUCCAGCUCAAACUCGACCACAUCCAACGCCACUACCACCGCUACCACCACCGGCUCUGCCUCGUCCAAGCAGACCAGCACGACAUCAGUGGGAUCUGUGAACGGCACCACAACCUAUCAUGCAAGCGUGACACCCACAGGCACCACUUCCGCUUCAUCAGCCACAUACACCUUUGGCGCUGGCUCCGGUUCCGGAAGCACCUUGACCAGCUGGGUGACCGCAGCCACCUCGGCCGGGUCGACCGGGACUGCGUCUGGCGCCGUGACCACUCCCUCGACCUUCCCCGGCAGCGCUCCACAGUUGAGGUGGGACGCUGCUGGUGUUCUCGUCGCCGGUGCAGCGGCUUGGUUCAUGCUGUAA